Scaptodrosophila lebanonensis is the source of this 724-nucleotide messenger RNA. Its product is annotated as protein FAM207A. Lineage: Eukaryota; Metazoa; Arthropoda; Insecta; Diptera; Drosophilidae. Gene Ontology annotation, cellular component: nucleolus; 90S preribosome; preribosome, small subunit precursor. The record is from RefSeq and is a predicted model, not a curated record. The coding region runs from base 67 to 615 and encodes 182 amino acids. The transcript has a single exon. Gene Ontology annotation, biological process: maturation of SSU-rRNA from tricistronic rRNA transcript (SSU-rRNA, 5.8S rRNA, LSU-rRNA).
AUUCGCACUCGCCCACGCUGCCACUGUUCGUUUGUUUUGCUCACAACAUCACACAGAAAAUUGAAAAUGGGAAAAGUUAAGAAAAAUGUGCGUGCAAAAGCUAAAAGCGCUGUGGCAGCAGUCAAACAGAAGGCACAGAACGUGCAGGCCCAGAUUAACAAGGCAUCACGAGAUGAGAGACUGCUGCAUCGUACCCUCACACCUAGAAACACUGCCACCAAGAAGGAAAAGUCGGCGCUGAAACAUAAAAAACUGCUGAAUCGUUUUGCCGAAUUAAAAAAGGAUCGCAAGGAGGAACAGGCACGUAAGCAGCGUGAGAAGACCGGAGGUGAUGUUGUGGGCAACCUAAAGCCGUUGCGCGAUGCCCUGCCCUCCUUGAAAGACAUCUACGACUUAGUCAAGAGCAAGCGCAACGCACCGGAAGAGCAACAGGUGUCGCAGGAGCCAGUAUUGAGUGCGAAACAGAAAAUAAAGAAAAAACGCACUCAACUGGUGAACCGCGUGAACUCAUUUGAAAAACUGAUCAAGGACAAAAAUUUCCGAAACAAUCCACGUGAGGUGAUUGCAGCCCACGUACGCAACAAGUACAAUCAGAUGGAUGAGGAAGACGAGUAGCAGGCACAAAUUUUGUUUCAUUACACUCGACUGAUAGGAAGAGCCGAACCACCUUAAGUUUUAAUAUAAGACAUUUAUUCGUAUUAAGUAACAUAACAUAUUGAUGAAU